GAUUACUGCCUUGCAGACUAUGGACUGUUGUGUUUAGUUAUGGGGCAGACGCAGCAAACAGGGAGCAGCGAGGAGAUUGAUAUUAAAGCCCUGCAGGAUAUGUAUAAAAAAUUUGUCACGGAGUGCCCGAGUGGAGUCCUUUUUCUGCAUGAGUUCAAACGUUUCUUCGGAGUUGAUGCAACAGGAGAAGCUGCUGAAUAUGCAGAGAACAUGUUCCGAGCUUUUGACAAAAAUGGGGAUAACACAAUUGACUUCCUUGAGUUUGUGGCGGCGCUUAAUCUUGUUUUUCGAGGAGACUUGGAGCACAAACUGCGCUGGUCAUUCAAGGUGUACGACAAAGAUGGCAACGGCUAUGUGGAUAGGAAUGAACUUCGCUCAAUAAUUGAUAGCAUCUCUCGGAUCAAGAAAGGCUCAAAAACAGAUGUGACUGAACCACAUCUUACAGUUGAUCAGGUUGUGGAUCGGAUAUUAGAAGCUGUCGAUGUUGAUCAUGACGGUACUGUUAGCAUGGAAGAAUUUAUCAAAGGUGCACAACAGGAUCCAUGGUUGCUCAGUAUGUUGAAGUUGGACAUGAACCCUACUGGAUGGCUACUGGCACAAAGGAGAAAAAGUGCAUACUUCUGAAGUGUUGGAUCACUGUGGCCUUUGAAAUGAUAACAGAAGACAGACAACCAUGGUCUAUUCCUGCUAGUUUUUUUUAUAUAAAUUGUUAAUACAUUUUUUCUAAAAGUCAGUGCUUCUGCAUACAGUUUUAUGUUCACAAAUUGAGAAAAAGUAAAAUUUUAUUUGGGUUUUUGACUUUUGGUAAUUAAAAAAUCUAAAUAUAAUCAAUUUCUAGAGAUGGGACAAAUUGCUUUUUGAAAGGAUCUCUACAUAAACGAGCCGUUUGUUUCAUAGAGCCGUUUGAGUUGGAACGUCAUCAUGUAUGGUAUAUAUGUCAUUAAGUGAUGACAUAAUUCCGCCAUGUGGGCGGUAGCAUGUGUUUUGUCAAAUGGUACCCCCUCAUCCUUCCCACUGAGCUGCUGUACUUCAACCCCUGCUCUUUUUCUGUGAAAAAGUGAAGGAGGAACAUUUGUCUGUGGUUAAAGAGGAAAAAAUAAGAUAUGAGGAGUAAAAAAACACCUGUCCGCAACUCCUUGAAUCACUGUCAAUUUUAUGACGUUAUUCUAUGUUUUUCCUGUUGCAGCUAUGCUAACAGUCAGCUUAUUUAUAUCAACGUUCUUGUCAGCUUAUAAUGGUGCAUAAUAUACAUACUGGUUUCCAAUGCAUUUUUUUCAGCCUUCUUUUUCUCAAGUGUCAAUGUGUAAAUGACAAAUUACGUUCUUACUGCGUGUGCUUUUAUAUCAAUUUAAUCUUUUGCUUUCUGAAGACUGAGUCAUUUUCUUUGGAGAAUUGAUUAUCAUUCAUAUUAAAAAAACGUGUGUAAAA
Austrofundulus limnaeus is the source of this 1428-nucleotide messenger RNA. Its product is annotated as guanylyl cyclase-activating protein 2. Gene Ontology annotation, cellular component: photoreceptor inner segment; cone photoreceptor outer segment. The transcript is spliced from 4 exons. Gene Ontology annotation, molecular function: calcium ion binding; calcium sensitive guanylate cyclase activator activity. Gene Ontology annotation, biological process: visual perception. Lineage: Eukaryota; Metazoa; Chordata; Actinopteri; Cyprinodontiformes; Rivulidae. The record is from RefSeq and is a predicted model, not a curated record. Bases 40 to 624 code for a protein of 194 amino acids.